Messenger RNA from Clupea harengus (Atlantic herring), 4411 nucleotides. RefSeq names its product high density lipoprotein binding protein b (gene hdlbpb). The record is from RefSeq and is a predicted model, not a curated record. Gene Ontology annotation, molecular function: mRNA binding. NCBI's taxonomy places the organism in Eukaryota, Metazoa, Chordata, Actinopteri, Clupeiformes, Clupeidae.
AUCCCUCCGCGUCCAAGGAAUGGGAAGGACAGCCUGACAACCUAACAGAGCGCGUGAAUGAGUGUGCGCAUGUUUACACCAUCAGCUGUCAAAUCCGUGUGCCGUUCAUUUUCGUCUGAAAAGGUAGGCUCGUUUGUAGUUUUAUUUUUGUACGUGUUCUAUAUGUAAUGCCUCUUCGUUCCUACGUAGCUGGACCAAACAAACUGACCUAACACUGAAACGCUUACAGUAGCAACCUUCAGGACGGACUUUCUGGCAUCUGACCUUUUGCAGUGGAAUAGCGGAAUUACUCUUGAAGCAUGAGUUCUGUGUUUGUGCUGACCCCGGAGAGCUUUGCGGAGCACCGCAGCGGGCUGAGGGAUGAGGAGAUCUCAGGUGGGGUCCCUGAGGAUGAGGCGUACAUCCCCACCUACCUGGAGGCCUUCCCCCCGCUGCCUGAGAAGGGGGCUCCAGGGGACCGAUCAGGGGAGCCUACGGGGGCCUGGAACCGCAUCCGACCCAUCAAAGCCUCUGUCAUCACGCAGGUGUUUCAUGUGCCCCUGGAGGAGCGGCGGUACAAGGACAACAGCCAGUUCGGGGAGGGCGAGGAGGCCAAGGUGUGCCUGGACAUCAUGCAGAAGACCGGGGCGCACAUUGAGCUCUCGCUGGCCAAGGAUCAGGGCCUCUCCAUCAUGGUGACGGGGAAGCUGGACUCGGUGAUGAAGGCCCGUAAGGAGAUCGUGGCUCGGCUGCAGACUCAGGCCUCGGCCACGGUCACCAUCCCAAAGGAGCACCACCGCUUCGUGAUCGGGAAGAACGGCGAGAAGCUGCAGGAGCUGGAGCUGAGGACGGCUACCAAGAUCGCCAUUCCGCGGCCCGACGACCCCAGCACCAACAUCCGCAUCACCGGCACCAAGGAGGGCAUCGAGAAGGCGCGCCACGAGGUCCUGCUCAUCUCUGCCGAGCAGGACAAGCGGGCGGUGGAGCGCCUCGCGCUGGAGAAGGCCUUCCACCCGUUCAUCGCCGGCGCCCACAACCGGCUGGUGCAGGAGCUGAGCCAGGAGACGGGCGCGCGCAUCAGCAUCCCACCGCCCAGCCUGCCCAAGGACGAGAUCGUCAUCACCGGCGAGAAGGAGGCCGUCGCCAUGGCCAUCGCCCGCAUCCGUGCCAUCUACGAGGAGAAGAAGCGAAAGACGACCACCAUCUCUGUGGAGGUGAAGAAGUCCCAGCAUAAGUACAUCAUCGGGCCCAAGGGAAACACGCUGCAUGAGAUCAUGGAGAGCACCGGCGUUUCCGUGGAGAUGCCGCCGCUGGACUCCGGCUUGGAGACCAUCAUCCUCCGGGGCGAGCCAGACAAACUGGGUCCGGCUCUCACACAGGUGUACGCCAAGGCAAAGAGUGUGAUGGUGAUGGAGGUGAGCGCUCCAGCCUGGCUCCACCGCUUCAUCAUCGGCAAGAAAGGACAGAACAUCAGUCGCAUUACCCAGCAGCUACCCAAGGUUCACAUCGAGUUCACGGACGGCGAGGAGAAGAUCAGUCUGGAAGGUCCCACGGAGGAGGUGGAGCUGGCUCAGACCCAGUUACAGGAGAUCGUCAAAGACCUGAUGUCUCGGAUGGACUACACCGAAGUGAACAUCGAGCAGCGCUUCCACAGACACCUGAUCGGCAAGAACGGAGCGAACAUAAACCGGAUUAAGGAGCAGUACAAGGUGUCCGUGCGGAUCCCUCAGGACUCGGACGGGAGCGGUCUGGUGCGCAUCGAGGGGGACCCUCAGGGGGUGCAGCUGGCCCGGCGGGAGCUGAUGGAGAUGGCCCAGCGCAUGGAAAACGAACGAACCAAAGACAUGAUAGUGGAGCAAAAAUUCCACCGCACCAUCAUCGGCCAAAAAGGCGAAAAGAUCAAAGAGGUCCGGGACAAGUUUCCAGAGGUCAUCGUAAAUUUCCCCGACCCGUCACAAAAGAGUGACAUCGUGCAGCUCAGAGGGCCAAAGAAUGAGGUGGAGAAAUGUGGCAAGUUCCUGCAGAAGAUGAUCGCCGAUCUGAUUGAAAACAGCUACUCCAUCUCGGUACCCAUCUUCAAGCAGUUCCACAAAAACAUCAUAGGCAAAGGAGGCACCAACAUCAAGAAGAUCCGUGAGGAGACCAACACGAAGAUUGACCUGCCGACGGAGAACAGCGACUCCGAGAUGAUCGUCAUCACGGGGAAGAAGGCCAACGGUGAAGCUGCACGAGACCGCAUCCUGGCGAUCCAGAGAGACCUGGCCAACAUAAAGGAGACGGAGGUGACCAUCCCGGCUAAGCUUCACAACUCUCUGAUCGGCUCCAAGGGCUGCCUGGUGCGCUCGGUGAUGGAGGACUGCGGUGGCGUGCACAUCCACUUCCCCUCCGAGGGCUCGGGCUCCGACAGGGUGACGAUCCGCGGGCCGGCCUGCGAGGUGGAGAAGGCCCGCAAGCAGCUGCUGCAGCUGGCCGAGGAAAAGCAAGUGAAUAACUUCACAGUGGAGCUGCAGGCCAAGCCUGAGUACCACAAGUUCCUGAUUGGCCGCGGGGGGGCCAACAUCCGGAGGGUGCGUGACCGCACUGGCGCCCGCAUCAUUUUCCCCUCCCACGACGAGCCCGAGCAGGAGCUCAUCACCAUCGUCGGUCGCGAAGAGGCCGUGCGGCUCGCCCAACGGGAGCUGGAGAUCCUCGUCAAGAACCUGGAUGAUGUGGUGGAGGACUGUAUGGUGGUGGAACCACGGCACCACCGGCACUUUGUGUGCCGGCGUGGGCAGGUGCUGCGGGAGCUGGUGGAAGAGUACGGCGGCGUGGCCAUCAGCUUCCCCCGCACCGGCACACACAGCGACCGCAUCACACUCAAGGGCGCCAAAGACUGCGUGGAGGCCGCUAAGAGACGCAUCCAGGAGAUCAUCGAGGACCUGGAGGCCCAGGUGACGGUGGAGGUGGCCAUCCUCCAGCGGCACCACCGGGCCGUGAUGGGGCCCAAAGGCUGCCGGAUCCAGCAGAUCACCAGAGACUACGAGGUCCAGGUCAAGUUCCCCGAGAGGGACGAGUCAGCCGGCCAGACAGCAGGUCAGACAGCAGGUCAGGAGCCCCAUCCGCAAGAGAAUGGUGAUGCUAGCCCGGAGGCCGAGUCUGCACCCCGCAAGUGUGACACCAUUGCCAUCUCGGGUCGAGAGGAGAAGUGUGAGCUGGCGCGGCAAGCCCUGCUGGCUCUGGUGCCUGUGACGAUAGAUGUAGAGGUGUCUUAUGAUCUCCAUCGCUACAUCAUCGGCCAGAAGGGCAACGGGAUCAGGAAGAUGAUGGAGGAGUAUGAGGUGAACAUCUCAGUGCCUCAGCCUGACCAGCUGUCUGACGUCAUCAAGAUCACGGGUCAGGAGACCAACGUGGAUCAGGCCAAACUGGGCCUAUUGGAGCGUGUCAAAGAGCUACAGGCGGAGCAAGCGGACCGGGCAUUGAGGAGCUACAAAAUCACACUCUCAAUCCCGCCCAAAUUUCAUCCCAAGAUCAUCGGCCGUAAAGGGGCCGUCAUCUCCCAGAUCCGCAAAGACCACGACGUCAACGUGCAGUUCCCCGACAAGGGAGAUGAACAGCAGGAUGUGAUCGUGAUCUCAGGUUACGAGCGUAACGCGGAGGAGGCGCGGGUGGCCAUAGAGCAGCUGGUGGCCGAGCUGGAGGAGAUGGUCAGCAACGACGUGCAGCUGGAUCACCGCGUGCACGCCCGCAUCAUCGGCGCCCGUGGCAAGGCCAUCCGCAAGCUCAUGGACGAGUUCAAGGUGGAUAUCCGGUUCCCUCAGCCCGGUUCCGAAGACCCAGACCGAGUGACUGUGACUGGCUUGCCCGAGAAUGUGGACAACGCCAUCGACCAUAUCCUCAACCUGGAGGAGGAAUAUAUGCUGACAGUAACUGAAUCUGAGACGAUGGCAGCUUACAUGAAGCCCCCAUCCCGGUCUGUGGGAGGGGGAUAUGGGGCGGGAGACGAGGACAGUAAGGGCGCUGCCAAAGGUUUUGUGGUUCGGGAUGCACCCUGGAACGCCCCGGGCGACAAGCAGGCCCCGGACAUGAGCAGCGCUGAGGACUUCCCCACCUUCGGCACCGGAGUGGCCCCCAAACAGAUGUCCGCCUGGGGGCCCAAGAAGUUCUGAACGGCAGAGGGAAGGAAAAAAAAAGAAAGAGGGAGCCUCGGGUAGAGUGGAGAACAAAUGGAUUCUCAUUCCUCUACCGCCAUCUUCAUUGCUCCUCCUCUUCAGUGCCCUUUGACCACUGAGGAGAUCCUUCGUCUCUCUCCUCCAUUCUGCUCCACGCCGACCCUGACAAGCAGACAUACAAAUGUGGCCUCACUCCAGUCCAUGAGCUCACACACUCUCUCUCUCUCUCUCUCACACAAUCUCUCUCUCACACACACUCUCUCUCUCACACAAUCUUUCACUCU